CCUCUGCAGGGAGUGGACGUAUAGUACUUUGCAAUUUUACUCUGAACGCGUGCUCAGUGCUUUCAAUACAAUUAUUACGAUAAAUAAAUACUUUAGACAAAAUUUUGUGCCUGAUUUUUAAAGUUAGUGAAUUAUUUCAACCAGUGUUUUAGUUAGUGGACUUCUUGUAAAGUGUGAUAUAUUUAGCUUUUAAAAGCUGAUAUUUUGGUGAUGACUGAUGAUAGUUGCGGCCUAGGAAUUGUGGAGCUGGUGUUACUUGCUGGGAAAGAUGGCCAGUGUUAACUAUUGCGUUUGUUUGGUCCUGGUGCUGUGCCAGUUUUCCGCUGUUCACAGCGAUGAGGCGUCGUCGGAGUCCACAGAUCUUGGGUUGACAGAUCUGAAAAUCGAGAGUGAUUCGGAGGGAGUGCGUUGUUACUGCAACACGGCGCAAUGUGUCAGCACGGGCUACAUGUGUCGAGCGGGCCGCGGCGGUGGUUGCUAUAGCGAACUGCCCGCGCCUCGCCGGCCGCAUCACGCAAGACACGGUUGUCUUCAUCAUCUGGCUGAUACGGAAGAAGCAGCGCUAUCCAGGUGUCAGAACACGCCGGCGUCGGCCCCUCCAGCCCACAAGGACUCCCUGCUGCUGUGCUGUUUCCGGGACCUCUGCAACCACGAGGACAGCCCGCUGGCCAGGGCACGGCUCAACCUCACUACCAGUGAUUUAGAUAAUAAUGCAGUGGCAACAGAAAGGGGUGCCAACUACAACGGCGAGGUGUGGUUCAAGGCUGCCACCAUAGCGGUGCCGGUGUGCGGAGCCCUCAUCCUGUUUCUACUGGUGGCUGUGGCUGUGAGGCUUCUUAAGGCAGACGCCUUGCUACAAGCCGAUAGGAAACUUAGGGGCGGUUACAUGUCGCCGUUAGCACAGCAUACAAACGAAGAUGUGAAGAAAGUGUGGGUGGGGAGCACGUCAGCCCCCCUCCUAGUAGCCCCCGGGGGCUGUCUCGUGGCGGUAGAACGAGCCCAACUAGUUGACGUACCCCCCUGCACACAGCUCUGUGAUAUCCAGCGGUAGACACACUCGGAAAGUCAAAUCUCUUUGGUGGGCUGUACCGUGGACUGAUGUAGGACUAAGGAUUUGAACGGACAAUUAUUUUCUUUGGUGGUGAUUGCGUCUUGUUUGUUAUGGGAUUUGAGUUCUUUUUCGCUGAAAAUCAAUUUGAGCGAUGUCAAAAUUGAUGAUUUUAAAUAUUUGACAUUUAUUAAUCACGCCAUCUAGUGAGUCGAACGGAUAUUAUGGUAAUGAAAGCCUGCUGAAAUGAACUCGAAUGUCCUUAUGGGCAAGAUGCCAAAGGCAAGAUGAUAGUAGUGACAAAAGCAGAGUUGGUUGACUGAGUGGUUUGUAGAAAAGAAUCGAGGCUUUCACAAUGAUUCGGGAUAUAUUUUUUAAAUCGAUUUUUAUAAAAUCCACGAUAUGAAAUAAGUUUUUCAUGAGAAACGUAAUGGUUGUGUAUCUAUUUUGUAUAGCAAAGUGUUUUCAAAAAUGACUGACUAUUAAUUUAAAUUAUGAUGGAAUUGCGACGUUAUUGGAUGCCUUAUAUAAAACAAAAUUGUAUACAGGAAAAAAUAAAAAUGCGUGUUUUAAGAUUCAAUUUUUUAAACGAUUGCGGGCCACUCUAUUGUUUUUGGUUUUAUCAAGUAAAUUAUUCACUCUAACACAUAAUAUGUAAUAGAGCAUUACCUACAUAGGUAGUUUUAUCUUUUUGCCUGCUCAUAAAAAGAUGGUAGCGCUAUAUCUAGAGUCCGCACCACUAAACAAGUCCCGCGACGAGGGCGCUGGCGUCGCAGUAUUUGCCAAAUCUGCAUAGAAUAUUGUGACUUUGUAUGACUUGUAAAUUAGUUCGAUUAAAAUCCGCGGGACUUCGUGGCGCGUACUCUACACAUUAAAUACCCCACGCGGACGUUACUCGCAACUAUUGACAGUUCUUUUUGACAGACGUAUUUUUUUUUCGAAAACUUAUUGUCUGUGGUUAUUAUGUAAUGGAGUAGGCAUUUUUAUAAUAUUUCUUACAGAACAGUGGCCCAUAUUGGGAAUCUUAUAGUUAAAUUGAUCUCAGGGAGAGCGAGGAUCGUCAUUCCACGGCGCAGCCCGCGCGCAUACCAAAACUACCACAGUGUAUAUUUUAGUUUUUAUUAUUUUUAUAAGAGCUUCGUGUUCCUCUACUGUAAUCUUUGUAAAUGUACCCUUUCCUCUAUGUUGACUUGUAGGCAACCAAUUAUUUUAAAAAUGAUAAAAAGAAAAAUAAUUUCGACAUAUUUAAGGUUAGGUUAGGUUACAUAAUUCAAUCAAAAGUAUUUUUCAAAUGAAAUUAGUGAUAUAUUUUUUCGACGCGACUUUAUAUACAAUUUCAAUGCUAUUCACUGUCUGCUUGGACAGGACAGGAAUUGAUAAUGUAAAUUUUAGCUUACAUCCAGGGAAAUAUACAAAAUCAUAUAGGUAAGCUACUCAUUUUGUAAACGAUUGGUUGUCUAAAAAGUCUUUAGAUUGUAAGCAACUAUCCUCUCUUUAGAAUUUUGUACGAAAAUAUGAUUUAGUUACCCGAUAUAGAGUUCACUAUAUGGGAUUCAUGGUUACUUGUUUAAAACCAUAAUAGGAUAAAAAUCCAUAGAUAAUAAAAUAUACUGCGUACCUUUAGUGUAAAGAUAAGGAUUAUAACUUUGCUAACACUAGAUAGCAGCACAUAAGCGUGAGAUCUUUCGAGUCUCAAGUUCAUGUAUUCAUAUAUUCAUGUAUUCAUGUUCAAGUUUAUGUGUUAGGUAAAAAAAAAACAAAACUACGUAUAGAACGGAGACUCUCCGCCCUCCGCUGGGUUUUACAUUAGUCUAAAUGGCCAUAAGCCACUAAAGAGUAAGAGAGCGUGCACGAACCAUUUUUCCCGCUCUCACUUACGCGUUGGGGUAAUUUUUUUUAUGGUGAAUUCGGGUUGUGGUUAGGACUUUAUUAGUACGAGUUUCAAGUAUAUGUGUAUAAGUUGUCACCUGGUGACUCUGCUCACCCUCAACAAAACACGCGCUAUGUUUUGUUAUCUAUGGGUCUAUUAAGAAUUAACCAAUUUUGUUUGUGGUGAAUAAUGUAAUGUAAUAAUGUAAGACAAAAAGUAAGAAAUCGUCUGAAAAAGCAUGUAAUUUAUGUUUUUAGAGUCUUCCCGUCUUAAAAUGUAAAAAAAAUAAUUUGAACGUACAAUUAGUUUCAUUGUGACGAUAUCUCUUAAAAUGAUCUUUAUUGUAUCAUUGUUUUCUGUAGGAAUUUCAAUCUUAUUAUCGACGACCGUCCGUACAUUUUUCUGUGUGAAUAUUGUCUAUUAUUUUUUCUAGUGAUUGAGAUAGCUAGUGAUGUUAACGAUUUAUCUUGUUUUUUGUGUAAUUUCCACGACUAAGUAAUACCAAUUUCGACGAUUAGUGAUCUUUUCUAAAAAAAAAAACACAUUACACUGCUUAGCCACGCGCAGUCGGGUAAUUAAAAAGGUAAACUAAAAGGAGGCAAAUCUUACAGUUGUAGUUAGAUUCUAUAAAGGAAAAAUAAACAUAUUAAUGCAAUAUUUUAUUAUAAUAUAUUACAAUUUCAGCUUUCGACUGAAAAAAAAUAGAUUAUAGAAAAAAACCUGUAAAAUUUUGCCCCCUCGUAGUUCAGGGGGCUAAAAAGGCCACAUAAAAGCAAUUCAUCCUAAAAGCAAUAUUGCUAUUUGGCAUUUGGGCAUAUAAAAGCGCGCAAUUUCGAAAAGCAAUAUUGCGUUUUUAGAUGAUGUGGCCUUUUUAAGCCCCCGAUCAAUGUAUGUAAAUGCGUUGCAAAAUAUAUAGGACUCAUUUAAUAAGUGUAUAUAAAAUUACCAGUGCCUUCAUUCAGACUGCUUUAGGUGUAACGGGAGGAAAUAUACUCUCUUUAAAAAGAAUUCAUUGCAAUGUAAUCACUAUGGAAGAGAGUUUUUGAAUUCGCGAAGAAGUUUAAAAGUAUAAUUUCGAUCGGAUACAGCACUAAACUUCUCCAUUGCAAGUUGGUGUAGAUACCAAGGGCCUGUUUCAUAAAACUUACAAUUGUAAAUUACAACGACAAUUUGGUGUUCAUUACGUAGCUAAUAUGAAACUGCAAAAUAUUUGUGAUCACUAACUCCGCAAUGUACAUCAAAUUGUCAUUGUAAUUUACAAUUGUAAGUUUUAUUAAACAGACCCCAGACCUGAGUUAUAUUUUUGAGAAGGAUUUUUUCUGAUACUAGUAUAAUUUGAUAGACAAAAAUGACAAUUAAAUUAAUGAUGAACGAAUGUAACGAAUACUGAGGGGGAUGAUUCAGCCCAUGAUUCUAAGUUAAUAACCAAGUGGAAUUUUCCGUCACAAAUUUCAUGAUCUUUUGUGUUAUACAUACAUACAUAAAUUCACGCCCGUAAUCCCAAAUGGGGUGGGCAGAGCCACAAGUAAUCAAAGACAACUUGCAGCCACUGUGCUUUUGUGUUAUAUUUUUUAAAUUAUUUACAAUUAUCGCUAAAGUAUAAUUGCGAUGGAAAUCAGAAUCAUUUAUUCAACUUAAUUAUCGUGGAUAAACUUGUUGAAGGCCAAUAAACAUUUUUGAAUUUACGUCAUUUCGCAAGGUGUUAUGGCUGAGGAGAAGAAAUGACAAGAAACUACAACAGCAACACAUCUUUUAAAAACCAAUGAGGGUAUACAUCACAAGUCAUUUAAUAACUAGAGGAACACAUUCAAUACCAGACAUUUUUAUCAUUUAGGUAAUCAUUAAUCUUAUAAUAGGCUUUUUUACAUAAAGGAAGCUUCACAUGAGCUUUAAAUUUAUUUUCUGACAAAUUUAAAAUAUUAUCUGGUAUUUUAUUGUAAAAACGUAUACAUAACCCAAAAAAAGAUGAAUUUAAUUUACUUAAUCUAUAAUUUUAAACAACAAUUUUAUUUUUAUUCCUUGUAUUGUAAGUAUGCCUUUCACAGUUUCUCGGAAGGAGAGAAAUUCCACUUUAUAUCAACUUAGAAUUAUGGUCGGAAUCAUCCCUCAAAGUUUUCGUUACGAUGUUACUAACACACUGCAUACGGAGUCUCGUUCACUUUUCUUCUCAUUUAUUAAUUAUAUUGCAAUGAAAGGACUGCCGACUGGUACCUACGUGUAUAAAGAUUCAUAAUUAUCUAUUUUAAAUGUAAAUAUUAGUAUUUUAAGUUGUUACCCGUUGUUGUAAUGAUGUGGAAGCCAUACGGCCAAUUUCAUAGUCGAAUCCAUUGAGGCAGCUCCUAGUCUUUUUAUCUGAUUUUUUAAGAUAAUUUUCUUAUCUUUUUUAUUUUUCUCAUAGCUUCCAAUGGAUUUUGCUUGUGGUCGAAUAUAAUGAUAUAUGUCCGUAAGUUUGUACAAUAGUAUUUUUAUUAAUUAUGUACAUAGGAAUUAGAUUUAUCAAUAAAUUGGUUCAAUGUAUUCUUCAUAUUGUAAAGUAUAUAAUAAAAUAAUUUGUGAAAUAGUUACGCUAUGACAAUACUAAACCGAUUUUGAUAAUCCUUCGACCAUUUGCCAGAGAUUGACCUAGUAAUAAGCUUUCAUUAGGUGCCUUACAUUUGCGAAUUUAGAAUUUUAUUAUAUAAGGUGCAAAUGAAUGAAAUACUCCAUAUUGUAAUAAACCUGCGAUCUUAUGUAAAUAUAAUAAAUAAUGAAUUUGUAAAAAUUACGAAUAAAAAGAAAUUAUUUUAUUACUGGAA
Molecule: messenger RNA, 5713 nt
Organism: Pectinophora gossypiella (pink bollworm)
Lineage: Eukaryota; Metazoa; Arthropoda; Insecta; Lepidoptera; Gelechiidae
Product: BMP and activin membrane-bound inhibitor homolog
Exons: 5
Coding region: 269-1051 (260 amino acids)
Source: RefSeq, a predicted model, not a curated record